AUGUCUUCAACUCAAGAAGAUGAAAAUGAAUUACCAAGCCUUGAAGCUGCUAAAGAAAAAUUUCACGAACAUGAGAAAUAUAUGCAAUCAUUAACACAAAGUCAAGAAAGUGUUGGGCGUGUUCUACAUCGUGGUCAUCAUUUAAGUAAAAAAUUAGAAGAUCCAGAACAAUCUGCAGCAAUUAUUAACCAAUUAAAAUCUGUCCAAUCUCGAUGGGAAUUAAUUAGAAUUGGUGCUAUGGAAAGGCAAACAGCUCUUCAACAACAAAUUGAAAAAAUACAAAGAGCACAUUUAGACGAACUUAUUGAAUGGUUAGAAGGAAUUGAAAGAAGAUCAAGACAACAAUUAUGCCCACUUGCCGAAAAUAUUGAUGUUUGUUUAAAACAACGUGUUGAGGCUGGGGCUUUAAAACGUCAAAUGGAUGAAAAACAGCCAGUAUUUGCACAACUUUCUUCGUUUGUUGAAGUUGUCGAUCAGAGUUCUCAACAAAAACAAAAAGAAGUUGAGGAACAAAAAAGUAAUUUACAAAAUUUGGAAAUUUUGGUUAAACAGGUUGAUAAACGUUGGAAUAAACUUUUAGAAUUAAUAUCUUUACAUACAAAAUUACUUGAAGGACUUGGAGAUUUAUUAGAAAAAUAUGAACAAUUAAAUAAUGAAAUAUUUGAAUGGCUAAAUGAAAAACUAAAUAAAUUAAAUAAAUUAAAAACCCCAAAUGAAUUAAAUACAGAAGAGGAAGUACAAAAUUAUUUAGGAAUUCUUCGAUCAAUGGAAAAAAGUUUAGAAAAUCAAAAAGAACUUUUUGAAAAAUUUUCAACAAUUUCUAGAGAAUUAAUUAAUAGAUUUGAAAAAGGAAAGAAUUUGGGGGCUUCUCAAAAUAUUAGUGAUAAAUUAAAUGAAUUAAAUAAUAAACGUGAUGGAAUUUUAAAUAAAUUAGAGGAAAAUUCAGAAAUGCUAAUCCAGUCAGGGAAAGUAAAAUUACAAACAAGUGAACUUCCAAUUCCGUCAAUAGACGAUGAAGAACAGCCAAGAAGGAAAAUAACAUUAGAAACAAUAUAUUCUGUGGAUGAAAGUCGUCGAGGUUCAGAAUCCCCUCAAUCAGCUGCGAAGAAAAGAAAAUUACUUCAAUUACCGCCGGCAGAACAUUUAACUAUUGAGGAAACGGAAGAAGGGCCUGUGAAAAAGGAAUUUAGAUUUGAAGAAGAAGAAAUUAAAGAAUUAAAAGAAGAACAAUCUUCUCCUCCUAAACAAACUGAAGAAGAGAAAACUUCAACAUUAUUAAAUCAAUUUAUACAAAAAGUUUCUUCUUUAAAUCAAAAACUUCAACCGUUAAUUGAAUGGACUAAAUCAGAAUUUGUACAACAACAAAUGUCCAGUCAACAAGAAAAAGAGAGUUUAACAAUUAAAAAACCUCAAAAUAUAAAACAAGCAGUACUUAAUUGCCAAAAACGAUUAAAUGAAGUACGAGAAAUGGAACCUGCUGUGACUAAAUUACAAAUACAACUUGAAUUUUUGCACAAUCGCGUCAAAUUGAGUUCGAAACAAUUGCAUGCAGUAAAUGAAAUUUUUGACGAUUUUAUGUCACGAUGGUCUUGUGUUGUUGGGACUAUAAGUAAAGUUUUAAGUAAUUUAUCUCGGCCAGAACCUUUAAUAAAAAGUCCAAGUAAAACACCAGAAAGGCAACAAAAACACUCAACAAAUCAAAAUAAAAUAUUUUUGAUGAUUGAACAAUUAGAUCAAUGGUUAAUUGCUUCCUCUAAAUAUUUGGAUGAAUUACCCCCACAAAUGCCAGCAAACGAUAAAUUUGAUAAAAUUGCUAAAAUUGCAAAACAAUUGGGUGAACAACAAGCACAUUUAAGUCAUUUGAAGAGAUUGGCAAAGCUCUCCCCUGAAGAAAUCAAAGCAUUAUUAGAAUUAGAAAAAAGAAUGAUUUCUUUAUUAAAUCGAAUUGAUAAAUUAACUGAUGCUACUGAAGAAGAGGAACAAUCAACUAAAUUAAAGAUUGAAGAGAAAAUACGCCCUCAAAUAGGUUCAAGACUUUCACCACGUACAACAACUGUUCAGUUAAAACAAGAAGAUAAUUUAGAAGAAAUACCUUCAACAAGUACUCAACAACAACAACAAUCAACUUCCCCUCCUUUACCAAUGGACGAAGCUGAAACUUUAAGGUACUAA
This is a messenger RNA of Meloidogyne enterolobii, 2172 nucleotides long. Lineage: Eukaryota; Metazoa; Nematoda; Chromadorea; Rhabditida; Meloidogynidae. The record is from the annotation of a GenBank genome assembly.